UUCGCCGCACGCACAACCCAACCCACCACCGCCGGGCCGCACCACAGCACGCGAUGGCCGCCGACGCACCUUCCGACGACCCGCUUGCCGGCGGCGGGGACAGCGCCUGCUCCACGCCGUUCGUCAGCGCGCCCUCCAGCCCCACCCGCGACCCCUUCUCCGGCCACCACCACGCCGCGUGCUUCUUCAGCGCGCCGGCGAGCCCCACCCGCGGCGCCAGCAACGAGUUCGCCUGCGGCGGCCUCGACUUUGACUUCGACUUCGACUUCUCGUCCCGCUUCCCGUCGCCCUCCGCCGCCGCCAUGUCGUCCGCCGACGAGCUCUUCCACAACGGCCAGAUCCGCCCCGUCCGCCUCUCCUCGAUGCUGCUCCAGCCGCACCAGCCUCACCUCGCCUCGCCUUCACAGGCCCCCGUGGUGGUGGAAGAGGGCGAGCGCGGCCGCUUCAGGGGCCGCUCCGUGCACCGCAAGGCGCGCUCGCUCUCCCCAUUCCGUGCCCACUGGAGGUCACCAUCCGCCGCGCCGCCGCCGGAGUCCGACUCCGUCGAGCCGGCGGCCACGCCCCCGGCCUCGCGCUCCUCGUCGUCCUCGUCCACCGCUUCGUCCGCGUCCUUCUCUUCCUCGAGGAGCUCCCGGCGUUGGGGCUUCAUUAAGGAUCUCCUCCACCGGAGCAAGUCAGACGGCGGCAAGGACAGCCAGCACCCUGCCGCUCCGGCUCCCCCGACUUUCUCUGCCACGCCAAAGAGGAGCCCAUCUCCUUCUCCAUCGCCGGCGGCGGCCAGGAGUAGAGGGGCAGGGAGGGGCAGGCGGAGGUCGGCGCAUGAGAGGCUCUACGAGGCGAGGAGGGCGGAGGCGGAAGAGAUGCGACGGCGCACGUACCUGCCCUACCGGCAGGGCGGGCUGCUGCUCUUCGGUUGCAUCGGCCUCGGCAACCGCAGCUAUGGCACCGCCGUGCACGGCCUUGCUCGGGGUCUCAGCACCGCCACCGCCACGGCCGUCUCUUCAAGGUCAUGACAGCACCUCGUAUCCAUGGACGCAUCCGCUGGAGCUGGAGCUGGAUGGAUGCUGAUGUUGUGUGUGGUCGGGGCAAUGCAGCGUGAACAAGUGCAAAAGAAAUUGCAUAGAAGAUACCACUAGUAGCAGCGUUCUAUAGUUUCCUGUAUGGAUUUUGGGUUGGUGUAAACGGGCUUGUGUAUCUACGUAGUACUAGUGAUAAUUAGUGCAAAAAGAAAUUAGCAGUAGUAGUCUACUACUUGCUUCUCUUA
Triticum dicoccoides is the source of this 1264-nucleotide messenger RNA. Its product is annotated as zinc finger CCCH domain-containing protein 18-like. The record is from RefSeq and is a predicted model, not a curated record. The coding region runs from base 54 to 1013 and encodes 319 amino acids. NCBI's taxonomy places the organism in Eukaryota, Viridiplantae, Streptophyta, Magnoliopsida, Poales, Poaceae. The transcript has a single exon.